UUCAGAGCUGUGGAGUGGAGACACAGGGACGAGGCUGGUGAAGGAUGCACGGCCUGCCCCCGUGCUCGCCCGCUCACUCCUGAGCCUGAGCUUGUUCCGCUGCCCACCCAUCAGACACCAUGAGGCGCACACCUGGCCUCCUGGCGCCCCUGCUGGGCCUGGGCCUGGGGCUGGCCCUGAGUCUGCCAGGGCUGGCAGCUGCAGACUGCGGGCCCUUCAGACCAGCUGAGCACCUGGCGUUCGCCCGGGUGGCCAGAGCCCAGUGGCUGGCCCCUCGUGUCCGUGCCCCAGGGCCCCUGGACCUCCUCUAUGGCACCGUGCGCCGCUUCCUCUCUGUCGUGCAGCCCAAUCCCUUCCCUUCAGAGUUGGUGAAGACCCUGCUGAAUGAGCCCGCCUCGGUGAAGGUGGAUGAGGUGGUGCGGUACGAGGCAGGCUACGUGCUGUGUGCUGUGAUCGCAGGCUUCUACCUCCUGGCAGUGCCCACCGCUGGGCUCUGUUUCUGUUGUUGCCGCUGCCGCCGGCGCCAUAGGAGCCACAUGAAGACAGAGCACGAGGCGAUGGCCUGUGAGCGCGGCACCCUCAUGGCCUUCCUGCUGCUGACCACCCUCGUGCUGCUGGCUGGCGUCGUCUGUGCCUUUGUCACCAACCAGAGCAUCCACAAACAGAUGGGCCCCAGUGUGCAGGCUGUGCCUGAGACCCUGCUCAGCCUCCGGGGCCUGGUCUCUGAUGUCCCCCAGGAGCUGCGGGCUGUGGCACAGCAGUUCUCCCUGCCCCAGGAGCGAGUCUUGAAGGAGCUGGACGGUGUCGGCAUGAGCAUCGGAAGCACGAUCCACACCCAGCUCAGCAGCUCCGUGUACCCGUUGCUGGCCUCAGUGCACAGCCUGGGCCAGGCCCUUCAGGUCACCGUGGACCACCUCCGAGCCCUCAACGACACUACUGCAGAGCUGUGGGCAGCGCAGCAGGACCUGGCGCCAGCUGUCCAGGAGCGCAAGGAACACCUCCUCCACCUGCUGCAGGAGCCCUUGUGCGAGGGGGACUGCGCGGGGGCCCUGAGCCGUGUCAGCGCCCUAGAGCUGGGUGCUGACUUCAGCCAGGUGCCCUCUCUGGACGAUGUCUUGCAUCAGCUGAAGGGUGUCCCAGAGGCCAACUUCUCCAGCAUGGUCCAGGAGGAGAACAGCACCUUCAAUGCCCUCCCGGUCCUGGUUGCCAUGCAGAUGGCCAACACGGUCACAGAGCUGAAGAAGGAAGUGGCCCAGCAGCCCGAAGGGGUGAGGACACUGGCUGAACGGUUCCCGGGCUCGGUGGCAGCUUCCCGCUGGAGCCAGGCGCUUGAGGAGCUGGAAGAGAGCAGCCGCCCCUACCUGCAGGAGGUGCAGAGAUAUGAGACAUACAGGUGGAUCAUGGGCUGCGUGCUGUGCUCCAUAGUCCUGCUGGUAGCAGUCUGUAACCUGCUGGGCCUCCACCUUGGCAUCUGGGGGCUGUCUACCAGGGAGGACCCCGGCCACUCGGAAGCCAAGGGCGAGGCUGGAGCUCACUUCCUCAUGGCAGGUGUGAGCUUCAGCUUCAUCUUCGCUGCCCCACUCAUCCUGCUCAUCUUCACCACCUUCUUGGUGGGUGGCAACAUGCAGACGCUGGUGUGCCGGAGCUGGCAGAGCGGAGAACUCUAUGAGUUUGCAGAUACCCCAGGGAACUUGCCCCCGUCUAUGAACCUGUCCCACCUUCUUGGUCUGAAGAAAAACAUCAGCAUCCACCUGGCCUAUCAGCAGUGCAAGGAAGGGGCUGUGCUCUGGAGAGUCCUGCAGCUCAAUGACUCCUACAACCUGGAGCAGCACCUGGAUAUCAGCCAGUACACUCACAAGCUGCAACAAAAGCUGGGGAGCCUCAAAAUGGACAUGCAGAACGUGGACCUGCUGAGCCCAGUCGCCCACCAGGACCUGAAGGCCCUGCAGAGCAGUGGGCUGGAGCGUGUCCGCUACUCCGACUUCCUCGCUCAGAUCCAGAAGCCAGUGGUGAAGACCGACCUGGAGCAGCUGGCUCAGCAAUUGGACGGGCUGGUCCAUGCCCAACGCAAUCAUACACUGCAGCAGCAGCUGCAAGAGGAGGCCCAGAGGCUCAGAAACCUCCACCAGGAGAAGGUCGUCCCCCAGCAGAGCCUCGUGGCGAAGCUCAACCUCAGUGUCAGGGCCCUGGAGUCCUCUGCCCCAGCUCUCCAGCUGGAGACCUCAGACAUCCUAGGCAAUGUCACUUACCUACAAAGAGAGCUGCCUGCCUGGGCCACCCAGAUCCUGAGGAAUGUGAGUGAGUGUUUCCUGACCCGGGAGAUGGGUUACUUCUCCCAGUACGUGGCCUGGGUGAGAGAGGAGGUCACCCAGCGCAUUGCCACCUGCCAGCCCCUCUCUGGAGCCCUGGACAAUGGCCGUGUGAUCCUGUGUGACAUGAUAGUGGACCCCUGGAAUGCCUUCUGGUUCUGCCUGGCGUGGUGCACCUUCUUCCUGAUCCCCAGCAUCAUCUUUGCUGUCAAGACCGCCAAAUACUUUCGUCCUAUCUGGAAACGCCUCAGCUCCACCAGCUCUGAGGAGACUCAGCUCUUCCACAUCCCCCGGGUCACCUCCCUGCAGCUGUAGGACCCAGUGGAGCCAGGUGAUCCUUGCGGCUGCCUGUCCCCCUCCAACUCGGGGGCACCAGAGGACUUCUGCAGCGCUUGCCCCAGAGCCCAGGCAUCCAGGCCUGGACCAUCCCCGACUCCAGCUUACCUGGCCCCAUCUUGCCUGUUCCUUUCCUGCCCCCUUUCUGCUCAUGACCCUCCUUCCUUCAUUCUCAAAAUCUCACUUGACUUCUGCUGA
Microcebus murinus (gray mouse lemur) is the source of this 2843-nucleotide messenger RNA. RefSeq names its product prominin 2 (gene PROM2). Lineage: Eukaryota; Metazoa; Chordata; Mammalia; Primates; Cheirogaleidae. The record is from RefSeq and is a predicted model, not a curated record. Gene Ontology annotation, molecular function: cholesterol binding. Gene Ontology annotation, cellular component: cilium; prominosome; apical plasma membrane.